Striga hermonthica is the source of this 246-nucleotide messenger RNA. Lineage: Eukaryota; Viridiplantae; Streptophyta; Magnoliopsida; Lamiales; Orobanchaceae. The record is from the annotation of a GenBank genome assembly.
AUGGCGUCGGGAUGGGGAAUCACGGGGAACAAGGGCCGCUGCUACGAUUUCUGGAUGGACUUCAGUGACUGCAUGUCCCGCUGUCGGGAGCCCAAGGACUGCACACUCCUCCGCGACGACUAUUUCGAGUGUCUGCACCACUCUAAAGAGUUUAGACGUCGUAACCAAGUAUACAAAGAGGAGCAGCGCCAACUGAGAGCAACUGCAGAGAAGGCCAAGGGAGGUGGAACUGAUGUUCAUCAUUGA